ACGUUUUGUGAAGUCUCACACUGGAGCAUUCUGGCGCGAGGUGCAUUGUUCUCGGAUUCCUUGCUAUGGUAACGGGGUGUACGGUCGAUCGUACGAUCGCUUGUGCUGCCUCAGUGUGUUGGCUACCCCAAAAAACAACGGACGACAUUUUCAAGUGCAAUUCCGGUUCUUUCAUACGGUACAGAAUCAAUCCGAUGCUAACGCUAACGAUCUUUUAGUCACGUUCAAGUUGAAUGAUCGGAAGGAUUUUUGAUCACACAUACAAUUAAAAACAAUCAUUGUGCUCGGCUUUACAGCUAAUAAUUUCAUAAAAUCACAAAACUACAAGAAUUAAUCACUUUCUCACCGGAAUUGUCACCGUCGUCGGCUCGUUCGCUACAUUACACUUGUGUGCUUGUACAGUUUUUGAUGACUUAUCACCCGUCGUCUAGACGUCUGCUAAAGGGUGCGUGUUGUCUAGCUUAAAUUUGGCAUUCCUCCCCAAUUCGAUGCAUUUGCCAUUAUCUCUACACAACGUAAAAAAAUGGCCUACAUUCUCUCACCUGAUAACAAUAACAUAUAUUCACCUAAUACGAAUGCAAUUUUUUAUAGGCCCAGUUCUGUUUCGCCCAAAAACCUUUGCGUAUCUUAUCAGACCUGAAUGCAUCGAAAGUGCAACCCUUAGUGCUAUCUAGCCUAGUGGCCGAUUCGCUGAAAUCAGUUGAGUGCAACAAAUUUCCCAUGAAGGUUAAGUAGAGUUUGAUCAACAGUUAGUAAACUGCACGGUUUGGCAUCGAUAGGAUCGGAGCAUUGAAUCGAAAACUGGCGAGUGAUUUGGUCCAACAGUAACUCAUCCUAAGUUCUUGAUGAAUGAACAGCAUGGAAUCGGUUGCGUUGCGAACAAUUGUGCGAGAUCAAGAAACAAUUGAGGAAGAAGAACCAAGUGAGAAUACCAACAAAACUGAAGACCAUACUCCCAAGAUCGAUGUGAACAACUUCGCCGGAUUGAUUACGAUUUUGACGGUCAACUUUCAUCAGCUCCAGUCCCUGUUGCAAGUGGGUACGGAUUUGGGAUUUAUGUUUUGGGUGAACAUCUUUCUCGUGGCUAUAUCUAUUACGUGUGUGUAUCCACUGCUCGUUUUGCGAAUGCUGCAUGGUGAAGGUUGUGCAUCGGCGCGUGUACGUUACUGGGCCAGCUGUGUGUUGAUGGUGAUUGUUCUCACCACCAACCUAACGUUGCAAAUUUUCAACGAUUUAAAUGCUCAAUGUAUAAUACUUAUGAAUCAACCAUUACCACCACAACCUACUUCAAACAGCAACGUCUAAUAUUGUGUUCCCUGUUGGAUCAUUGAGCAACGAGCUUGCACACGAUGGAACGAGUUAAUGUAAAUCAACUUUCUGCUACGAUCGGUGCCAAUAUGCCAAACUUAUCUACUAAACUGUUUUAUAUUCUAUAUCCCCAGGUAAGGCCCCAGCAACGGAAUUAUACUGAUGCACCCUACAUUCUUAUGCUCGCCACAAUAUUGUCAACUAAUGUGGCGCAAAUCGUGGCUUACGUUCGAGCAUAUAACAUCAACACUUCGGUCGAUCCUACAGUCUGGGUUAUGUUUGGCAGUGCAUUGUUAGCCUUUUUUGUGGUAUGUUUUUUGCUAGUUGCCAACGUCGUGAUUCGGGUAUGGUCAAAACGAACGCAACGAAGGACAGAAUC
Messenger RNA from Anopheles funestus (African malaria mosquito), 1687 nucleotides. RefSeq lists its product as uncharacterized. The coding region runs from base 850 to 1305 and encodes 151 amino acids. The record is from RefSeq and is a predicted model, not a curated record. Lineage: Eukaryota; Metazoa; Arthropoda; Insecta; Diptera; Culicidae. The transcript has 2 exons.